Molecule: messenger RNA, 741 nt
Organism: Closterium sp. NIES-65
Lineage: Eukaryota; Viridiplantae; Streptophyta; Zygnematophyceae; Desmidiales; Closteriaceae
Source: the annotation of a GenBank genome assembly
AUGUUUCUAUACAGCCUCGUCGCCGCCGCCAGCAGCCCCGUCACCGACCCUAGCGGCCCCGUCGCCGCUCCUAUCGGCCCCAUCGCCGCCGCCAACGGUCCCGUCGCCGCUCCUAUCGGCCCCGUCGCCGUCGCCAAGGGCCCCGUCGCCACCGCCAGCGGCCCCGUCGCCGACCCUAGCGGCCCCGUCGCCGCUCCUAUCCGCCCCGUCGCCGCCGUCAGCGACCCCGUCGCCGCCGCCAGCGGCCCCGAUGCCGACCCUAGCGGCCCCGUCGCCGCUCCUAUCGGCCCCGUCGCCGCCGCCAGCGGCCCCGUCGCCGCCGCCAGCGGCCCCGUCGCCGACCCUAGCGGCCCCGUCGCCGCUCCUAUCGGCCCCGUCGCCGCCGCCAGCGGCCCCGUCGCCGCCGCCAGCGGCCCCGUUGCCGCCGCCAGCAGCCCCGUCACCAACCCUAGCGGCCCCGUCGCCGCUCCUAUCGGCCCCGUCGCCUCCGCCAGCGGCCCCGUCGCCGACCCUAGCGGCCCCGUCGUCGCUCCUAUCGGCCCCGUCGCCGCCGCCAGCGGCCCCGUCGCCGCGGCCAGCGGCCCCGUCGCCGACCCUAGCGGCCCCGUCGCCGCUCCUAUUGGCCCCGUCGCCACCGCCAGCGGGCCCGUCGCCGCCGCCAGCGGCCCCGUCGCCGACCCUAGCGGCCCCGUCGCCGCUCCUAUCGGCCCCGUCGCCGCCGCCAGCGGCCCCGCGACCUGA